AUGGGAGAACCCCACGGGCUUCUGCCGCUCCUGAUGCGCAUCAGCAAGCGUGUGAUAGAAAUCUGGUUUCAUAUGCAGUACUGGGCCAGGAGGCUGGAGCAGGAGAUUGAUGGAGUGAUGAGGAUAUUUGGUGGAGUCCAGCAGCUCAGAGGGAUCUACAAUGAGAAUAGAAACCUAUUUGAGGUCAAGGAGAACGUGCCCAGGAAAUUAGUGGAGAAGGUUGCAGGAGACAUUGAGAGUCUCUUGGCCAAGAAAGUCCGUGCCUUAAAGGAGGAAGAUAUCGAGUACUACGACUCCAAGGCUGACACCGAAUAUGAUGACCCCGACGGGGAAGAGAUCGAGCGGGAAAAGUCCAACUCCCUCAAGCUGGAGUUCACCGACGACGCCAACUUCAAGACCAAGGUCAACUACUCGUACGCCGCCGUGCAGAUCCCCACGGACAUCUACAAAGGCUCCACCGUCAUCCUCAACGAGCUCAACUGGACGCAGGCACUGGAGGACGUGUUCAUGGAGAACCGCAAGGAGGACCCCUCGCUGCUCUGGCAGGUCUUCGGCAGCGCCACUGGCGUCACCCGCUACUACCCAGGGCGCCCGGAGAUAAAUGUGCUGCCACAACCCAUUAAGAGCAGCAUCUUAGUUGGGCUCGGCGGCGCCGGCGCGGGCAGCGUGCCGGGCUCGGCCGCCACUCGGCACCCACAGCUCUGCUCCCCCAGGUACAUCCAAGGGGCCUCCUCCCCCAAGGACAUGGUCAUCAUCGUGGACGUGAGCGGCAGUGUGAGCGGCCUCACCCUCAAGCUGAUGAAGACAUCAGUCUACGAGAUGCUGGACACGCUCUCAGACGACGACUAUGUCAACGUGGCCUCGUUCAACGAGAAGGCAAAGCCGGUGUCGUGCUUCAAGCACCUGGUGCAAGCCAACAUCCGCAACAAGAAGGUCUUCAAGGAGGACGUGCAGGGCAUGGUGGCCAAGGGCACCACCGACUACAAGGCUGGCUUUGAGUACGCCUUUGACCAGCUGCAGAACGUGAGCCAGGGCCCGGGGCGGGCGCGGGGGGAGGCUGGACAUGGUUACUACUUCGAAAUCCCCUCCAUCGGCGCCAUCCGCAUCAACACGCAGGAGUACCUGGACGUGCUGGGCCGCCCCAUGGUGCUGGCCGGGAACCGGGCCAAGCAGGUCCAGUGGACCAACGUCUAUCAGGACGCGCUGGGCCUGGGCCUCGUGGUGACGGGCACCCUGCCCGUGUUCAACCUCACGGAGGACAGCAGUGACAGGAAGAACCAGCUCAUCCUGGGCGUGAUGGGCAUCGACGUGGCGCUGAACGACAUCAAGAAGCUGACACCGCGAUACAACCUGGGGGCAAACGGGUACGUCUUCGCCAUCGACCUGAACGGCUACCUCCGGCUGCACACCAACCUGCAGCCCCAGAUCAUCAACUUCCGCGAGCCGGUGACGCUGGACUUCCUCGACGCCGAGCUGGAGGACGAGAACAAGGAGGAGAUUCGCAGGAGCAUGAUUGAUGGCAACGAUGGGCAGAGGUUCAUCAAGACCCUCAUCAAGUCCCUGGAUGAGCAAUACAUCGACGAGGUGUUCAGGACCUACACGUGGGCCCCCAUCAAAAGCACCAACUACAGCCUGGGGCUGGUCCUGCCGCCCUACAGCACCUACUACAUCCAGGCCAACCUCAGCGACCAGAUCCUGCAGGUGAAGUCCUCCAAUUUUGCAUGUCCCGCUAACGCCGUGGGAGCGUUUCGAGAUCGAGACCGUUGCAAGCGUUUGCUACUGAUUCUCAUUUUUCCUUUUGACCAGUUUGAUUCUGUCCUGCUCUUCCUCCUCUCCGCCGACCCCUCCUCUGGCUCUUCCCACCCUCGAUCCUCUGCUUCCUCCCUCCUAAGACAACUCAACCUGAACGGGAUCGGGCUGUGCAGGGGAGGGACACAGCGGGAGACUCCCAGGAUCCGCCUGCCCAUCCCACACAUGCUCAGGGGGCUCCAUCAUGGCACCGCUGGCACGGGAAGCCCCACGAGUGCCCCCAGCACCAAGGUGGCCUCCCGGGAUGGCUUUGUCCCCACAGGGCCGGUUUUGGAACCGAGCUCAGGUGCAGGUAGCCCCUGGUUCGCUGGUCCAGCGUGGGACUGGACACACAAGGUGCCCACAAGAGAGUAUUGCAAAGACCUCGACCUGUCGGAUAACAACACCGAGUUCCUGGAAAACUUUAUUGCCCUCAUGGAAAAGGUGACCCCCGACUCCAAGCAGUGCGACAACUUCCUCCUGCACAACCUCAUCCUGGACACGGGCAUCACGCAGCAGCUGGUGGAGCGGGUCUGGAGGGACCAGGACCUCAACACGUACAGCCUCCUGGCCGUGUUCGCAGCCACCGACGGGGGCAUCACCCGCAUCUUCCCCAACAAGGCUGCGGACGACUGGGAGGAGGAGCCAGAGCCCUUCAACGCCAGCUUCUACCGGAGGAGCCUGGACAACAAGGGCUACAUCUUCAAACCGCCCUACCGGGACGCCACGCGGCUCGCCGGGCCUGGCCGCGGGGCCCGGGCUAACGCGGCCCCCUGCCCUCGCUUCGCCCCGCAGUGCGACCCCACCACGAGCUGCGAGAUGGACUGCGAGGCCAACAACAAGGACCUCAUCUGCGUCCUCCUCGACGACGGCGGCUUCCUGGUGCUCUCCAACCAGGAGGACCACUGGUUCCAGGUGGGCAAGUUCUUCAGCGAGGUGGACGCCAACCUGAUGUCUGCCCUCUACAACAACUCCUUCUACACGCGCAAGGAGUCCUACGACUUCCAGUCCGUGUGCGCCCCCGAGGCGCAGAGCAACACGGGCGCUGCCCCCCGCGGCAUCUUCGUGCCCACCAUGGCCGACUUCCUUAACCUCGCCUGGUGGACCUCGGCCGCGGCCUGGUCCCUGUUCCAGCAGUUCCUCUACGGCCUGACCUACAGCAGCUGGUUCCAGACAGAGGACGUCACGGCGGACAGCGCGGAGUCACGGGAGACCAGCUGCAUCAUGAAGCAGACGCAGUACUACUUCAGCACGGUCAACGCCACCUACAACGCCAUCAUCGACUGCGGCAACUGCUCCAGGCUCUUCCACGCACAGAGGUUGGCCAACACCAACCUGCUCUUCGUGGUGGCCGACAAGCCCAUGUGCAGCCAGUGCGAGUCUGUCAAGCUGCUCCAGGCGGAGAUCAGAGCUCCUCCGCGAGACCCAAAUCAGUGCGAGCUGGUGGACAGGCCGCGCUACCGGAAAGGCCCCCACAUCUGCUUCGAUUACAAUGCAACAACCUGCUCUGGACUCAGCUUCAUUCUCACAAAUAAGGAAUAG
This is a messenger RNA of Tinamus guttatus (white-throated tinamou), 3330 nucleotides long. Lineage: Eukaryota; Metazoa; Chordata; Aves; Tinamiformes; Tinamidae. The record is from RefSeq and is a predicted model, not a curated record.